AUGUUAGCUGGAGCAGGUGCAGGUACUUGUCAAAUUAUUGCAACAGUUUCAAUGGAAUUACUUAUAAUCAGAAAAAAAACGUCAACUGAUGGUGAUAUCAGUGUUAAAAUUACUAGUGCUCGACAACAUAUCAUGGAAGCUAUUCGUCAACAGGGGUUCCGUGAUCUCUAUAAGAGUGCAAGUGCCACUUGGAAUCUUGAUGUUUUCUUUUCUGUAAUUUAUUUUCCAUUGUUUUCAUAUUUAAACAACCAACGUCGAUCUUCAGAAAAUAAUCAAAUACCAUUCUACUAUACAUUUAUUUCUGGUAUUGUUGCUAGUGCUGUUGCUGGAUAUUUGGCAACACCAUUUGAUGUUGACAAUACUUCUACAAAUGGUUAUACAAAUUAUCAAACAACAUCAACAGAUAAUUGUACAGGAAGUGUAUCUAUUUGUACACAAGAACUUCCUUUUACUAUGAAUAAUCCACCUGAUGUAUGGCUUGAUGCAAAAAUAAUGGUACCAACAAUUGUAUUACAUGUAGAUAAUAUUCAAGCUCGUUUAAAUCUUGAUGUUCGAGUUGCAUCACUCGUUAAUAUUAAUGCUGGUGUUUCAGUUGGUAUAUCAAGUGUUCAAUUAAACAUUCUUGGUGUUCAUGCUAAAGUUCAAUUGGCUGUACAACUUGAUAAAAUUGUCGAGAUAAUCAAUCGAACACUUGAAUCAAUCGAUCUUAGUUCUGUACUAGUAAACACGCUCGUAGCAGAUACAAGUAAUUCAACAUGUCCAAAUAAUGUAAAUUCAGUUUGUACUGCUUUACCAUUUAAUAUUAGUAAUCCACCUGAUGUUUGGCUUAAUGUACCUAAUUUAAGUGUUGAUGAAAUUUCAUUAAUUGUCGAAGAUCUUAAAGCACAUGUAAGCCUUUCAGCUAAUGUUGCUAGUUUAGUUUCUCUCAAUGCUGGUGUUGAUAUAUCAAUUGAUAAAGUUAAUUUAACUAUUUUAGGUGUUAAAGCUCAAGUUCAAUUAGCUGUAUAUCUUGAUAAUAUUGCUAAAAUUGUUACUCGAACAAUGGCUUCACUUGAUCUUAAUCCUUUACUUUUAUCAUUUAUUAAUGGUGUUUUUCAAACAAUUAAUAAUUUACUUGCUACAUUUCCACUAGAUGGACACGUUAUUCAUCAAAUUAUUGAUACGGUUGGUAACAUUGUUAAUCAAGUAUUAGGUCCUGACGGACAAAUUCUUUCAUCCUCUAUUGUUGGUGAUUAUUUAAAAAAUAUGACAUUUACUGGUGUUACACAAACUUUAGCCAAUGGAUAUACUAUUAAACAAUAUAGUUAUACACCACCAACUGGUUCAUCAUCAUUAACUAAUGUACUUGUCAAUUUGGUUUUUAAUACACUAGGUACUGUCGUAAAUGCAAUAGUUGUUACUCCUGUAUCACCAUCAACAAUUACGAACACUCCAACAACUACUGCUACCAGCAGUACUUCAACUGUUGUCAAUACUACAACAUAA
Rotaria sp. Silwood1 is the source of this 1485-nucleotide messenger RNA. NCBI's taxonomy places the organism in Eukaryota, Metazoa, Rotifera, Eurotatoria, Philodinida, Philodinidae. The record is from the annotation of a GenBank genome assembly.